Molecule: messenger RNA, 996 nt
Organism: Capsicum annuum
Lineage: Eukaryota; Viridiplantae; Streptophyta; Magnoliopsida; Solanales; Solanaceae
Exons: 2
Coding region: 288-815 (175 amino acids)
Molecular function (GO): enzyme inhibitor activity
Source: RefSeq, a predicted model, not a curated record
UGUAGCUUCUCUUUUAAAAAUUAAAAAAUAAAAAUAAAAAUCUUACAUCUAUUUUUUUUAGUAAUGAAAAUCUUAACUGCAUAAGAGAACCGUCAGUUCUACGAACAUGUAGAACCUCUAGAUUUUAUUGGCUCUUACAAUGCGAUUAUUACUCACAUAUAUAAACAUUGAAAAAAACUUUCUUGUGUUUACAUCUCAAUUUAAUUUUUUUUUUUUCAAACUUUUACAUCCCAAUUCCAGCAGGUCCAGAGAAAGGAAAAAAACAAAACAAUUUCUCUGAGAAAAAUAUGAAAACCAUGACUUCACGAAAAUUGAAUUGCUGUUCAUUAUUAACCAUGGCUAUCAUUCUUGUCCUCACAAAGAGGAGCGAGGCUCAUAGCGAAGUUCCGGUGAGCCCAUAUUGCAAGACUUGCACUAUACCAAAUUUGUGCAACAGGGUUGUCAAUGGGGCAGCAAAUUGGAACGAAGCAAUGGUUAAGAGCAUAAACGCAUGUACACAAAUUUCAUACAGGAUUCAAAAUGUGACCACCAACAUUCUUCCACAAAUCACAGGGAUUGAACCACAAUCAAAAAUAUCAAUUCAAAAUACAUGUAAAGAGGCUAUGGAUAGUGCAGUAAGUGAUCUUAAAGAAGCCAUGAAGGCACUCACUAAGAAUGAUCCAGGAACAAUGCUCACUAAUUUAGCAUCUUUGCACACUGAUUGUGCUGAUGCAUUGGAACAAUUUGGGAUCAAGUUUUCGCCCCUCAAUAAAGUUGUUGGCCGUUACCUUAAGUUUAUGUCCGUUGCCUUGUCCGUUGCGCAAUGUCCACAGUGAACUUCUUCUCGGUUAAUGUACUGCUUGGCGAUAAUUACAAAGGAGUUCAAAUUUAAACGAAUGUAAUGCAGUUACAAGAUCAUUGAAACUGCUUGGUCUUCUUUUUUUUUUUUGCUGGAUCUUCAUACAUGCUAAAUUGUCUCUUAUUUGUCAAGAAAAUAUGAGUAUUACACACUUUCAA